ACAAAACGCCAAAAAAAAGGUCAAAGCCAAAACCGGCCCGUGGCCCGUGUUUCUGUUUAGUUUUGUAAAAGUUUGAUAUUUAAUUAUUUUCAAUAAAAAAGAUCAGAAAUUAAUUACUCUAGAUGAAACUUGUUAAACCCCAUUGGGUUCAUCAUGAUGAUAAGCCCAUAUUUUCAGUUGACAUUCACCAAGAGUGCCUCAAAUUUGCCACUGGUGGGCAGGGGAAUGAUUCUGGUAGAGUUGUCAUAUGGAAUCUACUUCCGAUCCUAUCGGAAAAAGCUGAAUUGGAUGAUUCAGUGCCAAAAAUAUUGUGCCAAAUGGACAGCCAUUUAUCGUGUGUCAACUGUGUAAGAUGGUCCAAGAAUGGACAACUUCUAGCCUCUGGUUCGGAUGAUAAACUUGUCAUGCUCUGGAAAAAAGCCAAGGGUUCAAGCGGUGUUUUCGGCACGGGUGGUAUAACAAAAAACCCUGAGAGUUGGAAGUGCAUUGCAACUUUAAGAGGUCACUCUGGAGAUGUCUUGGAUUUAGCUUGGUCUCCGCAUGAUCGAUGGCUAGCAAGUUGCAGUGUUGACAAUUCCAUUAUUGUGUGGGAUGCCCAGGCGCUGCCCUCCAUGGUGGCAAUGCUCAAAGGGCACACUGGGCUUGUCAAAGGUGUAACCUGGGACCCAGUGGGAAAGUUUUUAGCUUCCCAAAGCGAUGAUCGAAGUGUAAAGAUUUGGAAAACCAGUGACUGGACGUGUAGUAAUACAAUAACAGAACCCUUCGAAGAGUGUGGUGGAACCACGCAUAUUCUUCGAUUGUCUUGGUCUCCUGAUGGUCAAUAUUUGGUGUCAGCACAUGCCAUGAACGGUGGUGGUCCCACUGCUCAGAUAAUCGAACGUGAAGGUUGGAAAUGUGACAAGGACUUUGUUGGCCAUCGGAAAGCUGUCACGUGUGUGCGCUUUCAUUCGUCAAUACUUAAGCGGCAAGCUCCGAAAACCAAUAAACCUCAGCAAUAUUGCUGCUUAGCAGUUGGAUCACGCGACCGAUCUUUAUCGGUAUGGAUGACUGCUCUGCAGCGACCACUAGUCGUUAUACAUGACCUUUUUGAAGACAGCAUCCUGGAUUUAUCAUGGGGCGCUGAGAAGUGCAUUUUACUGGCGUGCAGUGGAGAUGGCACUGUAGCUUGUUUGCAAUUCUCCGAAAAGGAACUAGGAACAUCACUUUCGGAAGAAGAUAAAAAUUUACUUUAUCAAAGAAUCUACGGAAAAGGAACAUCUUUUGAAACAACCACUUCGGCUAGGGAUACACUUAUUGAAAAUGCUGAACUACUAAAUGCAGUACCGGAACAAGUUUUUCCGCCAUCUUUUCCGAUCGACCUUAAAUCAGAAACUGUUAAAGAAACGAUGAAUCGUAAUAUAACAUCAAACUCUGCUGGGACGAUCUACCAAGCUAAGGCCAUCAACAAACAAACUGAAACUCGAACAAAAGAUGGAAAACGAAGAAUCACUCCUGUUUUCAUUCCCCUAAAUCAGGAACCAGGGGAAGUACCAGCAGCAGUUAUAAACAGCAGUUCCCGUCCUAAAAAUGAUGCCAUUGUAAUUGACGAGAAGCAAUUUAUCAGCUAUACGGAUACUUCAGUAAUGAAACCAAUUAUAACAGAAGCCGAGCAAACACGUUUAGAUAAUCGAUUAACAAAAAGUACACUAGCAAUAUCUCCUUCGCAUGCUAGUCAAACUGUGCUGAAAUCGUUUCCAGCUGUCUCAACAUCGUCCAAUUUAAACCCCAAAUCUGCCAUUUGCAAUGGUCCUGGUUCACAUCCAAAUAAAAAUGAACUUAAUAAAUCGGCUCAAGAUUAUAGAGUGCACGUGCAAAAUGGAGCUCUUACAACAUCAAUGGGUCCUCUAACUAAAGUUAUAUGCUGGGCUGUCAAUGGUAAUGAAAAAAUUUGGGAAAUAUUUGUUGGAUCACAUAUCGCGUCAUCUUGUUUAUCUUCAAAGUACUUGAUAGUGUGCAGUGUUGAUGGAACUCUACGGAUACUUUCACUAAAUACAGGCAAUACGGUGUUUCCCAUAAUAAACUUAGCUUCCACCGCAGUCCAGUGUGCUUUUUGCCCCCUUGGAAAUUUGGUUGGCGUGAUAACAGAAUGCGGUUUACUUCGAAUAUGGGAUAUUGCAUUAAAAAAAAUUGUCAUUUCAACAACCUGCACAGAAAUAUUUGGAAAACACGAUCAAGUUGUUCAAUUCAGCAUCACAGAAAAUGGAGUUCCUUUUGUCUUGUUUUCCAAUGGAAAUUCGUAUACAUAUUCAAGCAGCAUGGAAUGCUGGAUGGUAUUAAACUCCAAGGAUCCCGCAAUACGGCAUGGCUUAAGGACAGCAAUACCAAAAGAUUUUCAAAAGAACUUCCGAUCUUAUCCUCUUACAACUAUACAAUCCUCAUCAAAUAAUUACACUCCUAAUUCUUCAGAGAUGAACAAAGAUGACUGGCAAUCAGGAGCUAAACUGCUUUUCAUAGAAAACCAGAUAAAGCUUUGUGAAGUUGUUAAUUCGCCAAAAGAAAUGCAACAUUGGUAUUCUUCGUUGGCAUAUCAUCUGGCAACACACGGUGUAGAAAAACAAAUAAGAUUACUUCUCGAUGAAUUGUUGGGUACAAAUUGUGCACAAUCGAGUGAAGAAGAUCUUCAAAUUUUGGGAAUUCCUAAAAAACAUCUUUUAGAUACUGUCCUAAAUGUUCUCAAACUACAUCCAAAAUGGCAACGUCUUUAUAUGGAGUAUCGAGAACUUAUAGAUUGUAAGAACGAUAAUAUCAACAAGCUUUGGAAUUAGUAUUUUUUUAUAUAAGAACACAAUAUAAUUAUAAGUCACAAAACAAUAUUUGUUUUUAAAUGUGAUAAAAACUCAAAUACAUUAAAUUCAUAAUUUAAAUUUGGAAUGAUUUAUCUUAUUAACGAUUAUCAUUUUUAUUAUUAACGGAAACAUUCAAUAUUGAUAAAUUGGCUCACAAAGAAAAAGU
Molecule: messenger RNA, 2991 nt
Organism: Eupeodes corollae
Lineage: Eukaryota; Metazoa; Arthropoda; Insecta; Diptera; Syrphidae
Gene: Hira
Product: protein HIRA homolog
Exons: 10
Coding region: 123-2804 (893 amino acids)
Biological process (GO): DNA-templated transcription; chromatin remodeling; regulation of DNA-templated transcription
Cellular component (GO): nucleus; HIR complex
Molecular function (GO): protein binding; nucleosome binding
Source: RefSeq, a predicted model, not a curated record